CUACUUUUAAAAAUAAGUUGUUCAUAUAAUUUAUUAGAUAUACCGCUUAAAUUAUUAGAAACACUUUUUACUUUUAAGAUAUUUUCAAAGUUGCUUUUAAAUUCUACUUCAAAUUUUGGAACUAUUAUAGUGAUACUGAUAUUCUUUUAUUUCGUUCACCAUUGAAUCUUUAUCCAUUUUCAAUAUUAACCAAAAAUGUUCCAAUAUUAUUUCUUAGUGAUUGGGAAAAUAUAACACUUCUACGUUAUAAUAGUGGUUUUCUAUUUUUAAGACCAUUGUAUUUACCAAUAAUUGAAUUAUGGACAAGUGGUUUAAAUGUAAAUAAGGCAACAUUUAAUCAACCACCAUUACAAAAUUUGUUAAAUAAUGAUAAAAUAAAUAUUUCUAAUGAUAUUGAAAAGCUAAUUAGAUAUCAAUACAAUCGAAUAAAAGCCAAACAUCGAGAAGACAAUGCUAAUAGAAAAAGAAUGAAAUCUAAAACAUUAAUAGAAUAUUUAAAUGCAAUCAACAUAUUAAAAGUUCCAUCUUCGUAUGUUACUCCAUUUCCAUUUCAUUAUCCGAUACCUAAUCUUGGUAAUAAAGUUUAUAAACAAAAGAAUUUUGGAUGGUUAGAAUCAAAGAGUCCUCAAUAUUCUGUUGAUUAUCCUCGUUUAAUUUGUGAUAAUAAGACAAUCCAUUAUUAUUUAAAAUUAACUCGUCAAGAAACAAUUGCUCAAAUUCUUACACUUGAUGGGAAAACAACAAAGGAGUUUGUUGGCACUUAUUGGUAUCGAAAUAAAUUACCACUACCAAAUUUCCAUUGGCUUUAUCAUUAUACUAAUGAGCCCGGACAUAUAUGGAAAAUGAAUAAGAUAAAAUUAGAUAAAUUUUGGAAUUUGAUACGGACAUAA
This is a messenger RNA of Didymodactylos carnosus, 890 nucleotides long. The record is from the annotation of a GenBank genome assembly. Lineage: Eukaryota; Metazoa; Rotifera; Eurotatoria; Philodinida; Philodinidae.